UACAGGUUUGAGCUACCUGGAAGAUGAAGCCCUGGCUGCAGUUGGUGUUCUUUGCCUGUACUUUCUUGAUCUGGCGCACAGAAGCAGAGUUCUUCACCUCCAUAGGUCAAAUGACAGACCUGAUUUAUGCAGAGAAAGACUUGGUACGGUCUUUAAAGGAAUAUAUCCGAGCAGAAGAGAACAAGCUCGCUCAGAUUAAAAGCUGGGCUGAAAAAAUGGAUAUACUGACUAGCAAAUCAACCUCUGAUCCAGAAGGCUAUCUGGCACAUCCUGUGAAUGCAUAUAAGCUGGUGAAGCGUUUAAAUACUGACUGGCUGGAAUUGGAAAACCUGGUUCUUCAGGAUACAACAAAUGGCUUUAUUGCAAAUCUUACAAUUCAGCGUCAGUUUUUUCCAACUGAAGAAGAUGAGACUGGAGCUGCGAAGGCUCUGAUGCGCCUGCAGGACACAUACAAACUGGAUCCGGAAACUCUCUCUCGAGGAAACUUACCAGGAACAAAAUAUAGAUCCUCUUUGACAGUAGGUGACUGCUUUGGUAUGGGGAAGACUGCUUACAAUGAUGGAGACUACUAUCACACAGUACUCUGGAUGGAACAAGCCUUAAAACAGCACGAUGAGGGGGAGGAUACAACAGUCAGCAAAGUCGAGAUCCUAGAUUAUCUCAGCUAUGCUGUCUUCCAGUUUGGGGAUUUACACCGAGCCAUGGAGCUUACCAGACGUCUCAUAUCCCUUGACAGUACUCACGAGAGAGCAGGCAGUAACCUGCGGUACUUUGAGAAGUUGCUGGAGAAAGAGAGAGAGGAGAAGGAGAAAGAGAAGUCAAUAAACAAGACCAUGACAACGACAGAACCAGUGGUGCAAAGUGGUGCCUAUGAGAGGCCUCUCGACUACUUGCCAGAGCGUGAUAUCUAUGAGGCCCUUUGCAGAGGUGAAGGGGUAAAACUGACACCUCGAAGACAGAAAAGACUGUUUUGUAGAUACCACGAUGGAAACAGAAACCCUCAUCUCCUCAUAGCUCCCUUUAAGGAAGAAGAUGAGUGGGAUAGCCCUCAUAUUGUACGAUACUAUGAUGUCAUGUCUGAUGAAGAAAUUGAGAAAAUUAAACAGCUAGCUAAGCCAAGGCUGGCACGAGCCACAGUACGCGAUCCCAAAACCGGUGUCCUUACAGUGGCUAGCUACAGGGUGUCAAAAAGCUCAUGGUUGGAGGAAGAUGAUGAUCCUGUUGUGGCCAAGGUGAAUCAGCGAAUGCAACAGAUCACAGGUUUAACAGUGAAAACAGCUGAACUACUGCAGGUUGCCAACUAUGGAAUGGGAGGGCAGUAUGAGCCACACUUCGACUUUUCUAGGCGACCCUUUGACAGCACACUCAAAUCGGAAGGAAAUAGGCUAGCGACGUUUCUUAACUAUAUGAGUGAUGUAGAAGCCGGAGGAGCUACAGUUUUCCCAGAUUUUGGGGCAGCAAUAUGGCCCAAGAAGGGAACAGCAGUGUUCUGGUAUAAUCUCUUCAGAAGUGGCGAGGGUGACUAUAGAACAAGGCAUGCAGCUUGCCCAGUACUAGUAGGGUGUAAAUGGGUUUCAAACAAAUGGUUUCACGAAAGAGGAAACGAAUUCUUAAGACCUUGUGGGAGAACAGAGGUUGACUGAAACCCAGCCUGCUGCAGGCCUCUGUUUUCCUGUCUCCUUUUCUACUGUUUGUUCUUCCAGUUCAUUUCUAAGAAAUGAUCCAUCUUUUUUUUAUCUCCAAGAGUCCUGGCACUUUACCCAAAAAAGGACAACAAAAUCUGUAACACCUGUGAAAGAAAGUAAAUGCUUUGUACACAUACAUGUGUUUUGGUUGCUGUUAUUUCCAUGUUCCCCCCGCCCCUGCCAUGCUCCUUUGACCUGCCUUCUGCCCUCCCGACUUUCUCUGUACUGGUGGUGCAAACAGUGCUGUGGGCGAUUCAGUGUGUUUAGGUGCCUGGUCUUGUGUCUUUUGUACCUCAGAAGAUUUAGAUGUUAAAUAUUUCUUCGAACCAAAGUUGUUUUUUUAAAGUUUUGUGUACAUGUUGAUUUUAUUGUAUUUCUAUGGAUCACAAGUUUUGAAACAGAAAUAAAUGUUCUUUC
Molecule: messenger RNA, 2102 nt
Organism: Opisthocomus hoazin
Lineage: Eukaryota; Metazoa; Chordata; Aves; Opisthocomiformes; Opisthocomidae
Source: RefSeq, a predicted model, not a curated record